AACGGGGUUGAUUUUAGGCCCCCACGACGUCGGACCGGUUCGUUUGUCUCAACCCUGUGAGUGCAGCCUCCGCGUCAGCCAGAUUAAUAUUGAUUGGCUCAAGAACAAGUUGAACGCAGCUUUCAUUGAGCAGGAGCCGGGCUAGUGCACUUUGGGUGCGCGCCUGCAACAGCAGUUGCCCUCCUUGACAAGGGUUGUAAAGCGUUAGAGGCACGGGCGCCUGUCGAUUUGCCAACCUCCGAUUAUAUCAGUUUGAGGGGGUCGAGGCCUUUUUAUUUCAACCAUGCCUCAGCCUCCUUCGUCGCAAUCGGAAGUACUAGUCAUACAAACACAGGCUGGGCUAUGCAACAGAAAUGAGUGGGAACAUUGUUCAAGUCGAAGGCCCUCCGCCUUCUCCUGGAGCCUCAUCUGCACCACAUGUUGCUCUUGCUCAUGACGACGAUGAUAGCGAAGUCACGAGCGCUCUUGUCCGUCCUGAUACCAAUGACGACGAUCCAACACGAAAAGCUGAACGUGAUACUGUAACGAAUGAGAUUACGACCGCGGAGCAGGAACAGGCAAAGAACGACCCAGACGAGAUCUCGAACAAGAUCGAAGCCAGCGAUCUUACUACGAAAGGGCAUAAAGGAGACGGCUCACGACGCUCGACAAAGCGUGGGAGCGCACGAAAAAAUUCUAACGUUGCUGUUGGUCCCCCGCGGCUUCGGUCUCGGGCAUCAAGGUUCGCUGGAUUGCUUCGCCUUCACGACCGAGUGAAGGAACUCGAGAACCGUGCCAGUAAAGGCAAGAAUCGAAAGAGGCGUGGUUCUGCUUCUUCAUCGGGCAGCGGCAGUGGUAGCAGCAGCAGCAGCGGCAGCAGGAGCAGCAGCCUUGAUCGGGGAUCUGAGGAUGGGGAUACAUUUGAUAACCGUCGCCCGAUUGCCGAAGUCAAAGAGUGUGAUUGGGAGCAAUUUAAGAACCGUUUCGGCCCUCAGGAUGUAUAUUAUGCUGUCGAAUAUUUCAUUUCUGGUGAGAAAUGGAGAGACGAAGUCGCGCAUGAAGAGAGAAGACGUGACCUUGCGGCGCAAAGGGCUCGGUACAAGGUGUUUGAUGAGAAAAUUGACAGUGGACCGUCUAGAAGGAAGAUGCGACUCGACAAGGACUGGGGUGAGAUGAUGCAGAACAACGAUGCAAAGAAAGACACCGAGAAACGAUGGAUCCAGAGAAUCCGGGUCAAUUCUGUUCCGGUACUGAAGAGACUGGGGCGGGUUGCUGGAGAGACAUGGACAGGUUCGCCGAGAACAUUCUUCAGACCUUUCAGAAAGUUGAUUCAUUAUCAUGAUAAGAUGAAGGAGGAAUUGCAGACUCUCGAAAGCAUACUUGCGGCCAAAAGCAAACCUCUUGACCUUUUAGCGAAAGAACAAGAAACCCCCGACCGCGCCAACAACGGAGCAGCCAAUGACGUUUCCAUCGCAGUCGAAAAUACCACAAACUCGGACGAUCCUACGACCCCUGAAAAUACAGCGGCUGCUUCUCCUGGGGUCGAAAAGGCAGUAGAACCCCAGAAAGAUGACAUCAAUCGCACCAACACGCAGCUGAGCGAAGUAGUUGACGACCCACCACAUUCAGAGACGCAAAGGUUAGAACAGGAGAUGAACAGUAAGGAGGCUCUUCAAGAUCUGAAAUGUUUCGUCAGGUUCGUCGAUGAGAAAAUCAUGCCACUCUACCACCAAUUCGAUAAUCCAGAGAAUGUCAACUCUCAUAAGAUCCGUUUCGAUGAUCUCUGGUAUCUGUUUCGAGUUGGAGAUCCUAUCUAUGUCCCUAAUACAACCAAGCACGAUACUCAAGCAAAUUCAGACGCGAAGCAACCUUCAGUGGAUCAAAGGAUUUGGCGACUCUUUUCUCAAUACCCACCAAGCAUCAGACACAAGAUUACAGGGGCGAGAGAAAUUAGGAGGCCACCUCCUCCUCCUCCUGGUGUCCCUCCCGGUGCUCCUAAUCCACCUCUUCCACCGCCAGUACGAAACGACAUCCCAAGAUUAUGGUGUUAUUACAUUGAUUACGACGGAGGAAGAUAUUGUCCGGUCAUCAGAGAAUUCAGUAUCGCGUACUUCACGGGCGAGAAGUCCAUCCAGGAACUCGAGAUCUACCCUCUUCGUUUUGCACCUGAUUCGGAGGAAAUAAUACAAGAGUACCAAACCCUAGGCCAAAACUUUGUCCAAUACCUUACACAACGGCCUCUGGCAUACAACAACUGGACGCUCAUCGCAGACCCGAGGGGUGGCCCAAUCAAUAAUUCGAAUGGCGAUCCGAUCAAGCAUCCAGAGUAUAUUGAUAGCGACAUGAUUGUAGAUUUCAAAGAAGCGUUCCAGACGUAUCCGCCAUGGCGCCCACCGAUCCAAUUCAAUACCAUGGCACCUCGCAGGAUAUCGGCGGUGGAGCCAGAACAGUUUCACAUGAUUCGAUGGUCGGACAGUAACUGCAUGGAAAGCCUUUCUAAGUUAAUUGAAUUUGUGCUAGAAGAUGACGAUAUCGAUUACAUCCAACGGAAUGCGAAUUUGGAGAAAGAUCCUUACCUUCGGCGGGGUGCAGCUAAAAUAUUUAACGACGAAGAUUAUCUUUUGCUGCCCCGAAGAUUGUUUGCCUACGCUCUCCGCGAGCGAAGAUUCGUGCAUGUUGAUGUACAGUUCCUGAAGCCUAUUGCUGAGCAUCUCGAUGGGUUUCAGAGUCUAAAGGUAGAUCCUGGCCACAAGAAAAUGAUUCAAUCGCUUGUAAGCUUUCAUUUCAAGAAGAAAGACGUCGAGAAGAAAGGAGCGGAGAUUGGAAGUCAAGAUUUCAUCAGGGGCAAGGGCAGAGGAGUGGUUAUCUUACUCCAUGGCGUCCCUGGCGUUGGAAAGACUGCCACUGCUGAGGCAGUUGCUCAGGCAAACAAAAAACCACUGUUCCCGAUUACUUGUGGCGACCUGGGAUUCACACCCGAGAGUGUGGAAACGAGCUUGAGUGAAAUAUUCAGGUUGGCACACCUGUGGGACUGUGUUCUAUUGUUGGACGAGGCGGACAUCUUCUUGAGUCAAAGGACGAAAGAUGAUCUACAGCGCAAUGCUUUAGUCUCUGUGUUCCUCCGUAUUCUGGAAUACUUCAACGGCAUUCUCUUCCUGACCACCAACCGGCCUGGAACGCUAGAUGAAGCCGUGAAGUCUCGAGUCCACAUGUCUCUUUAUUACAGUUCCCUGGGCGAACUCGAAACAGAGGAAAUCUUCCGUCUAAACCUUAGCCGCCUCAAAGAGAUUGAAGAACAACGCGCCAACGUUUCUGGAGAAGAGAAACUCUUCAUCUUCGAUGCUGAAAUCAUUGAAUUCGCGAAGCAACAUUACCGAAAGCAUGUUAGUGGACCUGGAAGAUGGAAUGGUAGACAGAUCAGGAACGCAUUUCAGAUUGCAUCAUCACUCGCGCACUAUGACGGUGAUGCUCAUCCUGGAGCUCAGAAACAACUCAGAGCAAAGCAUUUUGAAAUAGUUGAUGAAGCAACCACGAUGUACGAUCAGUAUCGCGCGGAAAUCUCUGGUAAACAGGAAGGCGAGUUGGCGCAUGAAAGGGAAGAGAGGUUCGAUGAAUUUCGGAAUGCUGAGAGGGAACGAGGAAAACAAGCUUCGUUUUAUGGGGAAGAGAAGAGAUAUCAAAGCGGAAGCUACGGAGGCGAGCAUGGUUACCCCCAGCCAUCAAGCCAAUUCCAAGCCCCCGGCCCAAUGACCGGAUACAGUCAAGGAGCACCAGCCCAGACUCAAGGCCCUCCGCCUCAGAAUAUGAGUGGGAUGCAAUACUCUUCUCAGACUCCACCCUCCCAGAGAAUUGGUCUGCCAAUACCACAUAGUGGAGCACAACAGCAGCAAAGUAGCGGAUAUCCCAUCCCUGGCUACGGUACCUCCGGAGGGCAAUUGCAUCCUAUGCAACAACAGGUCUUACCCACCCCGCAAGAACAUCACCAGCAACCACCCAAUGCUUACGGACAAGCUGCCUCUGGGCCUCCUUUGGAUCCAAGAUAUGGAACGCCGAACCAAGGAUAUCCUGAGUAUGGGAGUGGACCAAGUUCUUCGGGCACGGGCCAGACCCAAGCUGCAUCACCAUUCGCUGGGAGGGGCCCAUACGAUCCAUUGCGGGAUGUUUUUGCCCCUGGUCCUUAGAUAGAUGUCGUAUGCUUGUACGUACUGUUAUGUGGGAAACGUCACUGUUACUGUUGAUCAAGCAAUCUCAGCUCUUCCUUCUAUAAUUCAUCUCUGGAAAGGGGCUUUAGCGAGCACAGCUUCCUAGCGUAAAUAGGGAUCUGUAGCCAUAUUCUACUUUUACAUCACUAGUCAAUAUCUCGUCUCGAUGAAAGUGUCAUUCGUGCAUG
Mollisia scopiformis is the source of this 4369-nucleotide messenger RNA. RefSeq lists its product as uncharacterized. The transcript has 2 exons. The record is from RefSeq and is a predicted model, not a curated record. Gene Ontology annotation, molecular function: ATP binding; ATP hydrolysis activity. Lineage: Eukaryota; Fungi; Ascomycota; Leotiomycetes; Helotiales; Mollisiaceae. The coding region runs from base 354 to 4160 and encodes 1268 amino acids.